CGCGAAGGCGGGGGGUUAAUGUUAAUCGGCCCUACCUCGCUGAAUCCGGGAUCCCUUAGCCACGAAACAUCACGCACAUACCUCCCUCUCUAAUGUAAUCUUCCAAGCACAAACAAUACAGGGCGAACAUUCUGUCUCUAUCUCUCCUGAAACCAUGGCGCCCUCACUUAUAAAUGUCUUCCGGACAGUUCCGAAAGAGCUUUUCCGCGUCAAUUACGGAUUGGCGAUUCGUCUUCGAGAGUGGUCCCUACAGCGACAGCGCAGUUAUGACAUCCUCACUGAUUCUGGUCGCGUGAAGGCAAAGGCUCUCGAUCCACACAAUUAUAAGCCUCCGAACGGCGCCUCUAUGCGACCAAUGGGUUUUUAUCAGAAGAAGCUCGUAGCACAGCUUCGGGGGGAAAGUGGUGUAAUAUAUUGUAUACCUGCUGACUUAAUCUUAGUCCACGAACAUACUGAUCACUACUCCCUCCAGGCAGCGACAGAAAUGUCACUUGAACAAUUGAACACCAAGAUAACCUCGUUCUUGGCGUCUAGUGGGACCAUCAUGGAUAAAAAACAAUGGCUUCAGGAGUAUACAGGCACUGGUAGGUCGUAAAAUGAAUUAGGUCUAUGAAAAUUCAAGUCGCCAGAAGAGAUACUAUAAUGGCUAGCAAAGGAUUUGGCAUAGCCACAUCGCCCGAUAUGCUUGGCACAUAGAUCUAUGCUG
Messenger RNA from Pseudovirgaria hyperparasitica, 706 nucleotides. RefSeq lists its product as uncharacterized. The transcript is spliced from 4 exons. The coding region runs from base 155 to 595 and encodes 146 amino acids. NCBI's taxonomy places the organism in Eukaryota, Fungi, Ascomycota, Dothideomycetes, Acrospermales, Acrospermaceae. The record is from RefSeq and is a predicted model, not a curated record.